AAAAAAAAAUAAUAAAACUUAACAGAAAUAAAUAAAAAAAAUAUUAAAAUAACAUUGUAGACUAUUUAAAACAAUAUCUAAUUAUAAACGCAAUGAAACAACAAAUAAUGACCGUGAUAAAUAAAUAAACAGCGCAAUAAGCCAGAGUACCAACUAAAAAAACUAAAACCGUGGGUGUGGUAUAACCAAAAAAUUAAUUAUUAUUUAUUUUAACAUGUGGUUUGUAAAUAAAUGGUUCACCAUAGUCGAGUUAUAAAUAAGAAACCAUUUCAUAAUUAUCAACCAAGCGAAAUUAUUCGCAAGUGAUUCAAUUUUUGUGACAGCACCUGGACAUUAAAAUCUACAUUUGCACAAUUUUUAAUGAAUUUGAAUGCAUAAUGGACGAUAUUUCACUAUACGAGUCAACAAUUUGUCGAUUGUGUGCUGAAAAUAAUUCCAAUGGAGUUAAUUUGUUUACUGAUAACGAGGGAGAUCCAGCUCUAAGUACUCUUAUUAACCGAUUUCUACCAUUAAAGGUCCAAGAUGAUGGAAAAUUACCGACGACUAUUUGCCCAGGGUGUAACAUUCAGCUGGAGUCGACGAUGCAAUUUUUUAAUUUGCUAAUUGAGGGUCAAAAAAAAUUGCGCGAUUUAUUGAAACAAGAAAAUGAAUUAAAAAAAAAUGAUCGGUUGAAAAUAAAUGACAAUCCGUUGGAGCAGUCGAAUCCUGAGUCAAUGGAGUUGGUAAAUUUCGAGCAAAAGGAUGAAAAUUAUGGUCAAAGAAUAAUAAUAAGUAUGCUACCAGACGGCUCGAUGUACGCAGCAGAACACGACAUGAGCCUUCAGAUGGAAGGCCUAGAAAAGCCUCGAAGAAAGCGAGGCCGACCGCCUAAAAUCCACGUGGAUGGUAUCAAGGAAGAAGUAUUGGAGACCAGCCAGGAAGACGAAGACAAACAAGACGACUACGACGACGAGCUGGACGGUGACGGUAGACGGAGACGUAAGCGCAAGAUCCCCAAGCGUUUUUCCGAAGUCGUCCGGGGAAAAGAGCUAGAGAGGAUUUUCAAAGAAGAGGGAGUCAUUGACGAUGAAGAAUACACAAGAGACCACGAGCUGGAUGACAAAGACAAGCACUUACCUCUUCCCGAUGGCAAUGUCGAGGUGAUUGGCCACACUGAGUCCCACGACGGAGAAGACCUCGGCGAGUUGAUUAUCAUGAACCGCGGUCGGGGUCGCGGGAGACCCAAGACCAGGCACAAAAAGGCUAAACAUAUUUGCAACACUUGCGGCCGCGCGUUCCAACAGCGUCACCGGUACAUUAUGCACAAGAGCAGUCACUUGGGUGACAAAUACGAGUGUCUCGAGUGCAGCAAGCAGUUCACAAUACUGGACAAUUUUCUGGCGCAUCAGAAAACUGAGGAGCACACUGGUAAGAGAAUUAUUAAAAAUAAUUGCACUAAUGAGGAGUACUUGCAAGAUUUCGGGGAAAUUAUUGAUGAUGUCAAUGAUUCCGCGGAUGCGCUUGAGUCUGAUGACAAAGAUAUGAAAAAUAUGAAAGUACAAAGCUUGGAUGAGGAUAUCAAAGAUGAUAUUGAUGAAAAUAGCAAUGAUAAUAAUGGUAAUGAUGAUAAUGAUGGGAAUAUUUAUGAUGAAUUUAAAGAGAACGAAUCAAAAGAUGUAAAAGAAUACAUGUGUGAUAACUGCGAAGAAACUUUUACAAAUUUAGACACUCUUGAAGGUCACAUUAAAAAAUUCCACAAUAAAGAUAAUCCAUUUGUGUGUGAAGUCUGCGAGGAGACAUUUGCGUCUGAGGAAAAUCUGAAGGUUCAUGUGUCUACUCAGCAUUUCACGAACCCUAAGAAGACCAACAAAGCUUGUAUCUGUGACAUCUGCGGUAAAGUACUGAACCACCCUAGCUCAGUGGUGUACCACAAGGAAGCUGAGCACAACAAUGGCCGGAAAUUCGUGUGCAAUAAAUGUGGCAAGAAUUUCAAGCACAAGCAGCUUCUCCAGCGGCAUCAGCUGACGCAUUCUCAGGCUCGGCCGUUUGUUUGCAAGCUGUGUGACGCCAGUUUUAAAACCAAAGCGAAUUUGAUAAACCACCAGUCGACGCACACUGGGGAAAAAAAGUACCGGUGUACUCAGUGUGAUCGACAGUUUGCACACAAGACCAGCUUGACUCUGCACUACCGCUGGCACAACGGAGAAAAACCUUACAGGUGUGAAAUCUGCGGGAAACAUUUUUCUCAAAAUGGCAAUUUGCAAGAACACUUGCGAAUUCACACUGGAGUUAAGCCUUAUGAGUGCGAUGAGUGUCAUAGAAGGUUCACAACUUCUUCGCAGUUUAAAUUGCACCAGAAGCGACACACUGGGGAGAGACCUUGGAAGUGUGAGUUCUGUUUCAAGACUUACUUGCAUAAAGACACUUGGAAAACUCACCUAAGGAGACACAAUGAGGAAAAACCCUUCCAGUGCACGGAUUGCGAUCGUUCUUUUACUGAGCAGUGGGCGUUGAAGAAACACAUUCGCACCCACACUGGUGUCAAGCCUUACAAGUGCGACAUCUGCGAGAAGCGGUUCGCAGACUGCUCCAAUCUUACCAAGCACAAGCGCAUCCACAGAGAGCACAAAAAUCUCCCCGUGGGAGGUGUCAAGACAGAAAUUUCUAGAGUGAUUAAUAAUAAUGCGGCUGAACAUGGAGCUGGUGUAGAAGCUGGACAGGUUUGGCAGAUCUACCCGGCCCAAGAAGCUGAAAACUCUAUUGAGUUGCAGCAGGUGAUCACCGAGGAGGGCGCUGAGGAGAACCAGCCGGUUAUUUAUCAGGUGUCUUAUCAAGACCCGAAUGACCCGAGUCAGUCCAGGACGCUUCAAUUGAGCACCAUUGAGGGAAAAGAGCUUCUGUCUUCGCUGCAGGUUCAGGAACAGCUGGUCAAGCCCAACACUUCUCAAGAAGAAAUUGACUUCUCUGACCAGAGGUUCCUCCAGAUUACUGACGCCGAGGGGAAUCCCAUUACUCUGACAUAUCAUGACGCUAAACAGCUGAUUGCUCACAGUGGGUUCGGGCAGCACAAUGGGCAGAUUAUUCGAGUACAGUCGGAGGUUCCUGAAGAGAUUCCUAAUCAGUUGGCUAUCCAUAUGCGCCAGACUUUAGCUGAAGAUGUCACGCAACAAAAUAUUGCGCUGGAUGACAACACAGCGCUUGUUAAAGUUCUGGAGGAUGAUUCUGGUGAGCAGAUUAAUGGCUCUGCUCCGGGGACUACUUAUAUUCAUGUCCCUACUACUGCACAUUUUUACACCUCGGUGUUGGCGAAUCCGGGGGAUGAAUAUGUCUCUAUUAUGUAGAGUUCCUGAUAGCCACGCUUUUUU
Cotesia glomerata is the source of this 3344-nucleotide messenger RNA. It is a transcript of the gene Paris, whose product is annotated as zinc finger protein 567. Gene Ontology annotation, cellular component: nucleus. The record is from RefSeq and is a predicted model, not a curated record. Gene Ontology annotation, molecular function: zinc ion binding. Lineage: Eukaryota; Metazoa; Arthropoda; Insecta; Hymenoptera; Braconidae. Gene Ontology annotation, biological process: negative regulation of transcription by RNA polymerase II; regulation of immune system process; regulation of cytokine production. Bases 378 to 3320 code for a protein of 980 amino acids. The transcript has 3 exons.